Messenger RNA from Kwoniella shivajii, 807 nucleotides. RefSeq lists its product as uncharacterized. Lineage: Eukaryota; Fungi; Basidiomycota; Tremellomycetes; Tremellales; Cryptococcaceae. The record is from RefSeq and is a predicted model, not a curated record. Bases 1 to 807 code for a protein of 268 amino acids. The transcript has 8 exons.
AUGCCUCUAGCGAAACGUGCCCGUCAAUCUUCCCCCGGCUACAAACCGACCAAACUAUCCAGAACACCCGCCAAGAAGCCAAGAGCUUCCGAGCCAGCUCCGAAGGGUAGCAAGCGCAAAUCCGCUGACGAUGAUGAGGAGUACGACACCAAGCAGAAGAACGUGAAAGAUGGCAAGAAGAGGAAGAUACAAGAGAUCGGCGUGGAAGAGGAAGGAGUUGAAUUCGUAGAAAGUGAUGAUGAGGAAGAGUCUAAUAAAUCAAAGGAUACUCAAGAAGGCCUUCAAACCAUAUUUAAAGACCUUUCAAGUAAAUUCCAACUGAAAAAGGGCAAGAAGUCAAAUAAGAAGGGGAACGCAGAUGAUAAGCAAAUUGCGAAACUUGAUGAGAUGUACGAUGAAGUCUUGGAACAGAUUGAAGAAUGGCAGAAAGGUGAAAAUGGGCUUGAUCAUAGACAACAGAAAAUCAACGACCUUUUCCUGCAUGUGGAUCAAACUCUUGUCGCAGACACCAGCAGAUCUCAGGGAUUACAAAUGCUAUUGGAAACUCAUGCAACUCGUUGGACUGAUUUCUACCCCCACUAUUUGGAAUUUUCAAACGAAGAUCAACGUGCUCUUAGAGCAAGUUUGACAAGUACCAUCUCAUCAUAUGAGCAACGACCUAAAUCAAUCGGAAAGACAAUCAAGGUAUUCACGAAACUGCAAAAAGACAGACUUAAAAAAAUUCAAGACGAACUCAAGGUCAACCUCGAUUCUCAGAAGAUGUUGCAACACAGUCGAAAGAUGAUGCACGCAUUUAUCAAUUGUUGA